GACUUAGGCUUGCCAUUUAGCCAGGCGAAACCUGUCUUUCAUAGAAAUGAUUUUCUAAAAAUUACCCAUUUUCGAGGCGACCAUCUAAAUUAUUCAUUUGGCAUAAAAAUAGCUAAAUUGAGGGUUUUCUUUUAAUAUGGCGUGGACCACCGGUCGCAUACUCCUACAGCUAUACUCGCACCGAGUCCAACGCCAGAGCUUCGCCUCAACGACACCUGAUGGCGCCAGUGGACAGAAACUAGACGGGCUUCCAACUACUGCGAAGGGCUCGUUUAUGGAAUCACUAUUUUCCAAGUGGCUGCAGGACCACAGGUCGAUCCAUGGAACCUGGAAUCGAUUCUUUAAGGACUUUGUGGAGGACAAAGCUGCGGCCAGUGACGAUUCCAGUACUAAGACUGAUUCGGAAAGCAAUCAAGGAAGCGAGAUCCUUGGACAAGGGGACACCUUACCACCACAGCCCACGUUGGAUUCAAUAUUACCAGGAUCGGUGAUCCAGCUCCCAGAAAAAAUUACCCAGCAGGAGACACCAGAGGAACCCGAUAAAGCAGCCAAGGGUGACGAGAAACCUACAAUCCGCAAACGCAGAAGGUUUCCGAAAUUCACUUUAUUCCAUAAAUUUGCAAAAUUUCGAAGGCGUGGGGUGCAAGAAACAAAAAAAGGCCGAUCCGUGCUCUUCAAGAGCUAUUACGAGGACAAACUGAAUAAAGAGAAAGCUAAGCAAUCAAAGCGGAAACAAGAUGGCCUCAAGGAUAAUCCAAAGAAGGAAUUGCUUGAGAAGUCGCAGGAAAAGCUACAACCAAUCCAUCUUGGUGACGAGUUUCACGAUCCAAAUGAAUCGCCCAAAACUAGUACAUAUAAAAGCCUGGACGCCAUUAUCGAUGAACUGGACAAUGCCACCAUAAAUAUGGCCUUGCCCCAUCCAAUUCACAAAGAGGGAGUAAAGGAAAUUCAACUUUGGAAGGCAGACGGAGCAUUACAACUUUGUAAAAUGCCUUCAGAUAUAAAAUCUUUUACAGAUUUACCGAGAACAUUGAUAGAUCACUCCGAGAAAAGCUCCAAGUCUGAAGAAAUAGUGUUGAUGAGUGAGGAUAAAGCAACAGAUAAUGUAUCCACCGCCGAAGUAACUGCAGAAGCCAAGUCUGAGAAUCUCACUGAGGGACUCCAAGCUCCACUUGACGAUGUCAUCGACAAGAAGCACGAAACGGACGCUCCCACGCAGCCUCCCAUUGAUCCCUAAACUGUAUCUUGGAUGUUCA
This is a messenger RNA of Drosophila serrata, 1256 nucleotides long. RefSeq lists its product as uncharacterized. The record is from RefSeq and is a predicted model, not a curated record. Lineage: Eukaryota; Metazoa; Arthropoda; Insecta; Diptera; Drosophilidae.